Molecule: messenger RNA, 612 nt
Organism: Myzus persicae (green peach aphid)
Lineage: Eukaryota; Metazoa; Arthropoda; Insecta; Hemiptera; Aphididae
Gene: Rpb12
Product: DNA-directed RNA polymerases I, II, and III subunit RPABC4
Exons: 3
Coding region: 141-320 (59 amino acids)
Biological process (GO): DNA-templated transcription
Cellular component (GO): RNA polymerase I complex; RNA polymerase II, core complex; RNA polymerase III complex
Molecular function (GO): zinc ion binding; DNA-directed RNA polymerase activity; DNA binding
Source: RefSeq, a predicted model, not a curated record
CCGGUGGUCUGCGUCGGCUGUCCAGACUCGCGGCAAAUGGCAGUACAAUUAUUGUGAAUAAUAUUGUCAUAGAAAAGAUAUUAAAUAUUGUCUUUUAACUUAAUUCGUUUUGCGACGAUAGCCGAAAACCGGCGUACACGAUGAUUACUGAAGCUGAAACGCCGGACGAUGCCCCGAAAAAAGCGCUCAUUUACAUUUGUGGAGCUUGCCAAGCUGAGAACGAAAUGAAACCCAAAGACCCGAUCCGAUGCAGAGAGUGUGGUUACCGAAUCAUGUAUAAGAAACGAACAAAAAGAUUGGUUGUGUUUAACGCUCGAUGAAUAUUUUCCAGCAAGUUGAAGUGUACAGAAACAACAAUGACAAGAUAUAACAGGCAGUUUUAUUUAUUCAAUUGUUUGUUUUAAUUUUGUUGUAUGAAAAUUAUAAGUUUUAAGUUCUAUAAUAUAAUAUCAUGUAUCGAUUUUCAAAUAAUCUCCUUUUUAAAUUAAAUGUACUUUAAGGAAUAAGUGAGUCUUGAAUGAAGGAGGACCUUAUCAGAAUAAAUAUGUUUUUUAAUACAACAACUUUAAAUUUUGUACUCAGAUAUAAAAAUAAUGAAAACUUUUUACCAUC